This is a messenger RNA of Pestalotiopsis fici W106-1, 1431 nucleotides long. RefSeq lists its product as uncharacterized. The record is from RefSeq and is a predicted model, not a curated record. The coding region runs from base 1 to 1431 and encodes 476 amino acids. The transcript is spliced from 4 exons. NCBI's taxonomy places the organism in Eukaryota, Fungi, Ascomycota, Sordariomycetes, Amphisphaeriales, Sporocadaceae.
AUGUCGUCAAUUUUCAGCAUGAGAUUUACACUUGUCUUAUUCCUUUGCCUCGACACGAUUUCGGGCCUUGCGUCGCCUGCCAAUGUCAAGUUGGAGAAGAAUGACGUUACUCGUUCCGGAACUGCAACCGUUACCCUUAACUCGCCUUCCGGUACUGCUCGAUUCCUAGCUGCAGGGGUUCAUAAUGGCAUUCCCCCAAAUGACUUCUCCAGUUACGUUGCCGGAACACCUGCUGCCACUGCUGCCGUACAAACACAAAUCCCCGACCAGUAUUUCUCGGGUAUCAAGCUCCAAAAUGCCCGAGGUGGUCAAGGCAAUCUUCCUUCCCCGAGCCGCGGUUGGCAGUUUGGAGAGGAUGAGUACAACAACCGCUUCCGUGCUGUCCAUUCUAAUUAUCUCACUGUGAGAAAAUUUGGUGGUAACUACACCUUGAUGGUUAGCAACCUCUGGGGCCAGAGAAACAGCAGCUCCCCGGACCCAGGCAGUGACGGGGACUGGUCUUCUUGGGAUACCUUCCUAGCCACUCUCUGCGCCGACAUUAAAGCGGCCGGUAUGACGUCGGGUCUCGAUAUCGAGGUCUGGAAUGAACCAGAUGGACAGUUCAGUUCCAGUGCCACAUGGCUCAAUAUCUGGGGCCGAUCGUACCCUAAACUCAAGUCCCUAUGUCCUGCCACUACCCGUAUCGUUGGCCCUGGCUACGCCGGCCCUCCAUCAACAUCUGACGUGUGGUGGGUACGCUUCCUGGAUUUCAUUCAAUCAAAUGGAACUGUACCAGAUACAUAUAACUAUCACCACCUUACACACGAUACUGAUCCAGCGGUCAAUUACGCAACAUUUCAAACUAUGCUCAAUGAUCGCGAUCUCCCCUCGCGCACAAUAUAUGUCAACGAAUAUGGCUCGACGGGCGAGCAGCGCCCCUCGUAUGAUGCAUGGUUCAUCUCCCGGUUUGAGCGUCUAAAUCUUCAUGCUAUCCGCGCGAAUUGGGAGAGUACCGCAGAGACCACCGCGGAUUACCUGGCCAACACUCUGGCAAAGGACGGCACAGCGUAUAGUCCAGCUGGGUCAUGGCACGUAUUAUCAUAUUACGCAAAUAUGACUGGUAAUCGCCUGGCCACAACUGCCUCCGCUGAUGGCGGAUUCGAUGUGUACGCUGUUAGCUCAGGCAGCGGAAUUGGUUCUACAAAGAUCAUCACGGGCUCCCACGGCACCACAAACCCUUACCUGAUUCAAAUUUCGGGUUUGGCAGCGAUGGGCUAUCCCACCUCGGGCCAGAUCCGAGUUACGGUUCGUGAAUUUGCGUGGAACGGUAAAUACGGCGCCGUCGCUUCACCGGGUAUAUACGGCUACGUCAAUCGUGACAUUGAGAAUGAUUCAUUUACUAUUGGCACAACCGCUUCCUCUGGAGAUGUGGCUUAUGCCUUUGAAUUUUGA